Molecule: messenger RNA, 2004 nt
Organism: Hemicordylus capensis (graceful crag lizard)
Lineage: Eukaryota; Metazoa; Chordata; Lepidosauria; Squamata; Cordylidae
Product: N(4)-(Beta-N-acetylglucosaminyl)-L-asparaginase-like
Exons: 11
Coding region: 89-1027 (312 amino acids)
Biological process (GO): protein deglycosylation
Molecular function (GO): N4-(beta-N-acetylglucosaminyl)-L-asparaginase activity
Source: RefSeq, a predicted model, not a curated record
CCCUCCCCGCCCCCACGGUGGCCGCUGCCUUCUCCCGCCCACCCCCCAAUCCGUGCCACCUUUUCACCUUCUUGGUUCUGCGGUUGCCAUGGCAGCGGCCGCCGGCACAUGGGCCUUCUCCCUCCCCGCCGUGCAGAAGAUGAAACAGCGGCUACUUCAGGGGGGCUCCGCGACUGACUGCCUACAGGAGGCCAUGGCAGGGAAAAUGGGAACUUGGGACAUGGGCGGGGGGACAUUCCUGGACAGCUGGAGACCUGUAGAGCAAGAUGUUGAGGAUGAUGAAGAGACAGGGAGCUUUGUAAUAGGACGAGGAGGCUACCCAAACAAGGAUGGUAUAAUCCAGUGUGAUGCAGCAAUAAUGGAAGGAUGGCCUGGGCGAUUUGGAGCUGUAGGAGCUAUGCAUGGAAUUGGAACUCCACUUGCUGUAGCUCGUAAGGUUAUGGAAGAUUCUCCACACAGUUUUCUGGUUGGGGAUGGUGCUGUGGCUUUUGCAAAAGACCAAGUCUUCACUGUGGAAGAUAAUAGAAGUAUGAUGAGCAAGCGGAGUACUGAAGCUUAUCAGGAAUAUUUAGAAAAGGGAAACAGUUUGAAGAAACAUGACACAUUGGGUUUGAUUGCCUUGGAUAUCUAUGGAAACAUAACAGUUGGAGUUUCUACCUCUGGAGCUCCUUUUAAAUAUCCAGGAAGAGUGGGAGAUUCUCCACUGCCAGGAUGUGGGCUGUAUGCUAAUAAGGAGGUGGGAGCUGCAGCAGCUACUGGUGAUGGAGACAAGAUUAUGUGUUUCUGUCCUUGUUUUCAUGCAGUCCUAUUAAUGAAACAGGGCUUGUCUCCUAUGGAUGCAUGCCAGACUGUUGUCCAGGAUAUCCUCCAGCGAACAGGAAAGGAAAAUAUGUUUGAACUUGGAAUAAUUGCCAUGAAUAUGAAGGGAGAAGUUGGAGCUGCUUCAUCAGUGUCAUUUCCGUACUGCAUCUGGUCACAAGGAAAAGAUUAUGUAGAACAACUGAUGCAACAAUCGCACCAGCUUUGAAAGGAACAGGGAGAGAAUUAUUCCGUAUCACUUGCACUCAGAUUCAGUACCAUUUCCGCUGUAAUCCUUUGAAGAUUCAUUUCUGUAUGAAGUGUGUGAAAGGGGUGUAUGUUCUGAGAUCUUUUUUCAAGAAGGUCUGCAUCUAAUCACAUGGAUAUAUGUGACUUUAAGCUUCAGCCCACGGAGGAAAUUCUUGAAUAGGCAAUGUCUGGCAGGGUGAAGAUAAGGACCCCUUCUUGCAGAGAGCAUUUCAAAACCAGUGGGCAUAUGCCUGUGUAAUCGAGCCCAUUUCCCUCCUGCAGUUCUUUUCUACCCAUUCUCUUAAUCACUGGGGAACUCCUUCCUGUGAAUUGUUGCAUAUAAAAUGUCCCAUACUAGUGGGAUAUUUUCUUGAUUCUUUUUUUAAAUUUACCUGUUUUUAAAAAAGAGCCCCAUCACUAGUAGCAGAGAUCUUUACCAAAGGCCCUUCUCUAGGUGUCCCCAUUGGCAGAGGUUAGGCAAGUUGCAACAGUGGAGAGGGAUUUUUCUAUGGUUGUACCCUAUCUGUGGAACUCCUUCCCCGAGAAGAUCUAGCUGGCACCAUUUAAAUGUUUAGGCACCAAGCAAAGUUGUCCUGUUUUGAUGAGCUUUUGGUGUGUUAAUUUUGUCUUGCUUACCAGUUUGUUUAAUUUUGUUUUGUUGUGCAUUGGCUCUGGGUGAUUUGAAUCUGGUUUUAUUCUUUUAUACAAUAGGUGAUAUCCAAACCUUGGUGUAAGUUUGACUCUCAUUUCCUUGUGGGAGCACAACUUUACUUUUGCCUGCAGAAGGAAUGUUCAUUGACGAUGGAUCACUGUGUUCGUGUAUUGUAUUGUAUUGUAUUGUAUUGUAUUGUAUUGUAUUGUAUUGUAUGAUUCCUUGUUAGCCACCUUGAGUACUAUUUGGUAAAAGGUGACUUGCACCUUUAAAAAAUAAAUAAUAAAUAACCCUACCAUUCCCCA